AUGGCGAUUGGCCUCACUGCAGCAGGGCUUGACGACGCGCUUGCCUACGACGAUGCCAGCGGCGGGUUCAUCCAUCUGCUCGCCCGCUCGGCCCCAGCAGUCCAGUGGCUCUCGCUGGCUGGCAAUGCACUGACUCAAGCUGCUCCGAUUGUCUCGGCGCUCUCGUCGCUACACACGCUCUCGCUCCGACUCAACGUCAUCGAUGAUGCGGGCCUGGCCGCUCUGGGCGACGUACUGCCCUCGUCACGCAUCGCCAUCCUCUCGCUCGCUCUCAAUGCCUUUACCGCAAAUGGGCUCGCCCACUUUGCUCGCAACGCCUUGCCCAACUGCCGCUCUCUGGUCUCACUCGAUCUAUCGGGCAACGUAGUCGAUGCCGCUGCGGCCUCGGCGCUCGGCUCGGCCAUCCUGUCCCUCUCGUCACUGGCUGCGCUCUCUCUUGCCGCCUGCGGUCUCGACAGCCUUGCCGCCCUGCAUUUGGCUGCCAUUCUUCCGGCAGCACGCAGCCUCCUUCACCUCAAUCUAGCCUCCAACACACUGAGUGACGAAGGCUGCCAGUUCCUGGCCACCGCCCUCGCCAGGCCUGUCGCCCUCACCCAUCUCGAUCUUUCUUACAAUGCUGUGUCGGACUCGGGUGGCCAUGCUCUGGCCGCACCUUUGGCUUCUGUGGUUUCGGCGCCAGCGCUGGCACACCUCUCGCUUCGCGGUAAUGGCAUCGGCUUCUCGGCCGCUCUCGCCCUUGUCCGAUCCGUUGCCUCGGCUCCGCUCGACGGCGUACUGCGAACUCAGAUUGAUCUUGCAGGCAACGGGUUCUCCUCCGCCAACAUUGAUAGUCUCUUGCUAGCCGCAGGGCCACGCCGCGAAGAUAUUCUCCUCAUCCACGAUCCUGGCACCGCAGUCCCUCAGCCGGGCACCUCGCUUCCGUCGGGCUCAGCUUACGCCACAUCGGGGACCAGUGGCCUCGGCCCCACCACGGCUCCACACCGGCCUCACCCGCUCAGCCUCAACCUUGCUACCCAUCUCGCCACUAAGCGCCGGCUCAACCUUGAUGCUCUUCUGGCAGCUCCGUUUGUUCCUGAACCGCCCGAACCGACGCUCCGCAAGCUCCAACUCGAGGGCUCGUCUGUCGAGGCCUCAUAUCCCAGCGACGCUCUCCCCAACGUUCAUCCGUGGCAUGUAGGCUCGCAAGUUCCAGGCUUCUCGCGCAUGUCUCCCUUUGCAUCGCCCAUCCGCGGACCGGAUGGGACCCUCGUUCCCCCGCCGCAAUGGGAGCCACACUACGUGGCCUCGCUCCACCGCUCUGCCCGCUCUGCCGACCGCCUCUCGCUCGAUGCUCACGCUUAUGCGCUUGAACUUACGCCGUCCCAUUCGCACUUGACUGCCACAGACGCAGUAUCCGCUACGGGCAAAGAUGGCGAUGAAUCGGACGUUGUCCGGCUCGGACAUGGCCCGCUGCCGCGAGUCAUGGAGCUCGAGGGCCAGUUUCCGCUCUCGCUCUUAGCCUUGCUUGACCUCACCUCGGCGCCGCGGCUGCUCGCUACUGUUCUUGAGCAGCACCGGCAGGCCAAGGCUCAACUCGGGACUGUCGUCGAGUACAAGACGGUGGCAUGGCCGGCGCCUGAACGACGAACCUCAAUCGCGACCCCACCGCCACUCUUGGCCUCACUCAACGCAACCAAGUUGCGGCUCAACCUCUCGUCGACCGACUUUCUCAACACCUCGGUCCCGGUGAAGCGGAUGGCUCCUGAGCUGCGGCAGCGCAGGCCAUCAGGACCAACCACUGCCAAGCUUGCUACCCUCGCUGCCGCGCUCAAGGCCGCACAGGAGAGCGACAGCGAAGUCUCACCAUCCACGCUUGCGGAGUGGUCGGUACAGCUCGAUGACGUUGUUGCUAGCUCGGCACCAGUGAUCUCUCCUGGCUCACGCUUCCUGACCGGCGAAGUCUCGCCGCCAGCCACCCCGCUCUCCACUGCUGUCGCCGCCCGCCUUGCCGCCAUGAGCUAUGACCUCAACUCCUCGUUUGAGUCGAUGUCUAUCGAGCUGGAUAAGUCGACUGAGGCUCUCAAACUCGACGCGCUGCACUCGACACCGCCUCCGGCUGUCGCCUCAGUUGGCCGUACACCCACCACCCGGCACCAACGCACGUUUGCCAUCCGAUCGCAAACUCGGUCUGUCACCGACAUCCACUCGGCGUCGUCGACCAGCUCAAGCUCGGAGAGCCACUCGCAGUCCUCCGACUCGAACACGGGGUAUGUCGAGGUUGUCUCGCCCUUUUCGCACAGCAUGCAGCAAGUUGCUGUCGACGAUCGGCCCACGCCGUCGCCGCAGAACGUGACGCCGGCCCCGGCGCAUGGCUCACCCGAAAUGCAAAUGCUGUCGCCAGAGCAAGCUUGCGACUCGCCAAUCCGCAGUCUCUCAUUGGCAAGCGAGCUGUCCGAGUUUGAGCCGUCGGCAUCCUCGGGUUCCCAGACUUCGUCGUCGCGGUGCAAUGUCGACACGCCGCUUGCCUUUCUCCCUACCAUCAAGCUUCAGGUGGCAUCGUCAAUUGGGGAAUUGGGUGCCAGUGCCGAGUUGGCGUACAAGGACGACCUUGCUGGCCCCAUCGGCACGUAUGCAAAAGUCACCAACCGUCACAACAAAUCGUGGUGCAAGCGGUGGGUUUACCUCGACCCGUCUACCGGAACGCUCACGCUGUUCAAGAAGCAGAAGCACAAAGCCCAUGUCGACCGCCUCUUUUUGACAGACAACAACGAAUGGACCCUUAUUCGUGACCGCAGCAAGAUGCGCAAGCGCAAGAUGACCUGGCCGACCCUCCUCCUCGGCUCGCCGCGAAUCGGCAAGAGGUACUGGUUCAAGUUUGGCUCCGCCGAUGAGACCGAGCACUGGGCUGCGGCCAUCACUGGCAUUCUCAACGCUACCAUUCUUGCCUCGCUAGCGGCGGAUGCGUUCCUCAUGGACUCUGACCCGUCGCUAGGCAGCAGCAACAACAACUUGGACGAUGCGGAUGAUGCUGCUGCCGAUUGUGGUGAUCAUGUCUCUGGAGGGACUGACAGCGAAAAGCUUAGCAGCGCUAUGGAGUGCUCACACCAACUUAUCAUGGCACAUCUUGACCGCCAGAACAACUCGCACGAUUUUGUGGACGAGAGUCAGGAGAGUGGCUCUGACUCUGGCCCUCGCCAUGUGGUUAUGGCCUCGAACGAUCUCCUGCACCACGACUCAGCCAUCUCGUUUGGCAGCCCGCCCUCUGUCCACUAUGCACCGUUGACGCCCUCCGACGUUGUGGAGCACGACGACGCCACUGGCAGCGCCGAUCCAGGCAGCGCGCUGCCGCGAACCAUGUCGCGUGCCGAGACUCAGUCGAUGUCCCAAUCCACCUCGUUUGCCACAGACCGCGGUUCGGGCGACGAUCCAACUGCAAGCUCAGACGGCGAGAUUGAGCCCCCGGAGCACUCGUCGAUGCCAGCGCCGGCAACCGGUAGCAAGCUCGAACCGCCAUCUAUUGUGGCGCGCAAGCCACACAUGACGCUGUCGAUGCUCAAGCGGCCGUCGCUUACGUUCUCGUCAUCAUCGCGGACAGCGACGCCGUCCAACUUGCAGGUUACGACGGGGCCGGAUGCUAGCGUGUCGUCGCGCCUCAAGUCACCGCAGGUCCCGCGGCUUCCGGACCUGAGCAAUCUUCCGGGUGACGCCGAGUCGGACAACGAGUCCAACUCCAACUCUGGCUCUGCUGGCUCGCGCGACGAGCACCCGGCCGCAGGCCUUCCCCACGCUGGCAUCGGCAUUGAGAUCGAUCAUGGCGAUGUCGGAAGCCUCGGCUCGUAUCGCCGGAGAUCAAGCCACCACUCGAGGUCGCAGAGGCUCAACGCUCGGGCCUCGCCGCGGACUCCAUCGCGGAACGUUCUGAUGAAGUACUCACUCACGCCCAAGGGCGGCACCAACUCGCCGCGCGACUCACCGCGGGCGUCGGCUAGUGACGACAUCCAGCGAUCCAUGCCAUGGCUCUCGCUUGUCACAGCGGCCGACGUACUCGCGCUGGCCGACCUGCAGUCAAAUCGGCUUGCUGAGGUUCCAGUCUCGCUCGUGGUCGACAACGGCAGCACGCCACGCUCUGGCUAUCUGCUCGUCCUCGACCUCCACGCCCGGAGUGUGUCGCUUGUUCGAAAGCGACGAAUGCGCAAGAACACCGUGCUUGCCUCGUGGCUUCUCAUCCAGACCCGCACGCUGCCGCGGACUGUUGACAACGACUCGUUUACGCUGGAAAAGGCAGCCGUCGAUGCACCGAUGAGCGCCCUCUCGCCGCCGUUUGCGUCGGAUGCCGGCGCCGAUGCUUAUGUCUUGGCCGCCAAGGAUGAGUCGCGCGUUCGCAUCCUGGCCCUUUUUGACGCCUUCCGGCGGACUGCGCGCGGCUCGCCCGAGUGCAAGGUGUUGAUGGGCAAGACGUGCAGGGUAGCCUACGCCAUCCAGGGCUCCGAGCUGUACAAGCAUGCCCGGGGCGCUCUUGUUCAUGUUGACAAGAUCAUCUGCGGCGGCUGGCUUCGGAUCACCGACUCGCGUCGCGACACGUCAUACCUGCACGCGGUCACGCUGCGAGCCAUUCACGAUUAACCUUUAGCCGCACGGUCG
Molecule: messenger RNA, 4620 nt
Organism: Thecamonas trahens ATCC 50062
Lineage: Eukaryota; Apusomonadida; Apusomonadidae
Exons: 2
Coding region: 1-4602 (1533 amino acids)
Biological process (GO): activation of GTPase activity; nucleocytoplasmic transport
Cellular component (GO): nucleus; cytosol; perinuclear region of cytoplasm
Molecular function (GO): GTPase activator activity; small GTPase binding
Source: RefSeq, a predicted model, not a curated record